Caenorhabditis briggsae is the source of this 942-nucleotide messenger RNA. RefSeq names its product Protein CBR-CEH-62 (gene Cbr-ceh-62). NCBI's taxonomy places the organism in Eukaryota, Metazoa, Nematoda, Chromadorea, Rhabditida, Rhabditidae. The transcript has 5 exons. The record is from RefSeq and is a predicted model, not a curated record. Gene Ontology annotation, biological process: regulation of DNA-templated transcription. Gene Ontology annotation, molecular function: DNA binding; DNA-binding transcription factor activity, RNA polymerase II-specific. Bases 1 to 942 code for a protein of 313 amino acids.
AUGGUCCAUUCCUCGGCAUUCCAUCCAUACACCCGCCCAAUUGCUGUCAAUCCAACCACACCAGAAAUGUCUUUGUCUGAAGAGAAUCUCAGGCUCAUCCUAUCUGCGGAGACUCUCGCUAGUAUGUCCAUGCUUCCGGCAUCUUCAAAGAUCUUUCAACUCAUUGAACCACUUCCACAAUCAUCUCCACCUCAAUCGGCUCCUGCUCUGACUCCAAAUCCAGCCAACUCCCCGUCUUCUUCCAUCAUCGAACAUCCACUCCAAUCUCCGGUCCCUACGGAGAAAUCUCGCCGGAAGCGGACAACGUUCUCGCCAGAACAAGCUAGUCGACUUGAAACUGAAUACCUCGGCGAUAGCUACAUGGCUCGAGAGAAGCGCCUUCUUCUUGCUCAUUCGCUGAGUUUGUCGGAGAAUCAAGUGAAGACGUGGUUUCAGAAUCGAAGAGCAAAGGACAAGAGGGAUAGGAAAACAGAAAACUCUUCUAAUAACACAACUCAAUCGAGAAAGUCAUCUCCAUCUCGGAAGUCUUCAUCUGAUUCCUCUCCAACUCCUUCCUUAAUGACAUCUUCCACUGCAUUUCUUCUUCCACAAAUUCAAACAGCUUCUCUUCCAACUACUGCAGAACUUCUACCUUCCACCCCAUCGGCAGCAGUGAUCCAGAAAAUAGAUCAAUUUCCAAAUCUGCUUCAAAAUUUAGCCCCGAACCUUGAAUUUCUAAACACAUAUAUUCAAACGCUUUCCAAUUCGAAUGCUUCUAUUCAAUCGAUUCUUAAUUCAUCAUCUCCAUUGGUCAAUCCAAGUUUGCUUGGUGUCAUCGUUGAAGAAGAGGGUUCUGGUUCUGGAGAUGGUCCGAUCGAACAAAUUCACAUUUUUGGUAUUCUUCCAGGACCAGGAGACAUUCGUAAGAAGAGAUCAAUUAUGGAUGUUCUCAGUCGCAAAUAA